Molecule: messenger RNA, 9192 nt
Organism: Pseudophryne corroboree (corroboree frog)
Lineage: Eukaryota; Metazoa; Chordata; Amphibia; Anura; Myobatrachidae
Product: forkhead box protein O6-like
Exons: 3
Coding region: 1768-3447 (559 amino acids)
Biological process (GO): regulation of transcription by RNA polymerase II
Cellular component (GO): nucleus
Molecular function (GO): RNA polymerase II cis-regulatory region sequence-specific DNA binding; DNA-binding transcription factor activity, RNA polymerase II-specific
Source: RefSeq, a predicted model, not a curated record
CCCACCAAUCCAAGCAAGUGGAAUGGUUCUACAUCACUGCUUAUCAGUGAGCAGGGAGGCGGGGCUUAGCGUAUGACAUCCAGUCGCGACCAAAUCAGCGGGGUGAGCGGAGACAGAACGCCCUGUCUUCACACUCACGUGGCCGCUGUGGGGAGGACUUCGGUGUCGCGGUUGCCAGAUGCCCCGCCCACUUACAGCCCAACCCGGUAUCAUCUGUACAGCGGGUGAAGAGUGCAGAGCAAGCCGAUCCCAACACAUGGUUUAAUCCUGCUCUGUCCCAGGAGGAGAAAGACCCGGAGAGUGAGGGAGCUAGAGAGAGACUCCCAAAGAGAGAGAAGAGAGGAGCGUCUUCUUUACCAGCACUGACAAGCAGGUGUGAACCCCCCUCCUCUCACACCCAGCCUGCUACUCUUCCUUCUCUCCCAACAAGGGAUCCCCUGCAGAUCCCUCUGCUUUGCCUGCGGAGCCCACCUCAAGAAUCAAGGGGGGACGGACGAACCCCAUUAAUUCCCCAUUGACCAUCACUACAAUGACAAUGAGUCUUUCAGCGGCUUUUUCUGAAAGCGCAGCAUCUCCCCACGUGUGUCUCUGGCUUGUAGUGGGGGGGCACGCGUGAGGAUUUAAAAAAGGGGGCUGUGUAUUCCUAGCUGACUAGUGCAAGUGCAAUCCAAUAUUACAAAAGGUAUCAUCUGGAACCACCCGGCAUGAAGAAUUGUGGAUAGAGGAGAUAUGAAUUUCUUAUUAAAGAGCGACUUGUAAAUUAAAGAGGGGGGACUUUUGCUCCCCCCACAGCCUCCGCCCAUCAAAUUUUGGGGUCGGAAGAAUUGCUCGCCUUGAAUUGUAAUAGGAUUUUCUUUUUUUUUUCUUCAUCUAUAGAACAUCUGUUGCUGCAAAAGACCAAGAAUAGACACCUCUUUGGACAGAUUUCAAACACACCUCUCUUUCUUUUACAUUUGCAGAAAUCUUGUUAUAGAUCAUAUCUGGAAUUCACAUUUUUGGCAAAAAUGCUGUCUUAGAUUUAACCCUAUAUACAUGCGAUAGAAAACUAAUUACACAUGAUAUUUCUAUAAAACAUGAUUAAUGCAGAAUAGAGCAUAGUAUUGCAAACUGCUGAUAUAUUUACAUGUAACAUUUAAAAUAUAAAGAUUUUUUUUUAGGCUACCCAUAUUUAAUUUUAAAGUGCUUAUCAGAAUUAUACAACUAGCAGUUUGAUACAAGAUAUGCUUACAAAGUCUGUCAUUUUAUUGAGGUUGCUGUAAUUAUUACAGUUUGGUAAGCUUUUGGCACACAGUAUUGGUUGUGACUUUCAAGUUCUUAUGUUUUGGUGGCUGUUGCCAAAACUGGACUAAAUUUCUGUGCAAUUUUUCUUUUUUUAUAUAUAUAAACAUUUAAAACAUAAAUUUCCUUAAUGUAUAUGACAAACUGGUCUUUAAAUAAUUUGCCUUUUCGCCAGUCAUUGGGAAUGUUCUUAAACACUUAACCUUUUCGUUUAAAUGACUGCUGUUUUUACCAGUUUGAAGCCACUUUCCAAAUCUACUUGCAAGUAUUUUUUCUCAAUUAUUCAGUUUACUUGACCACAUUUUCAAAGAAAUAUAUCCACCCACAAGGGAAAUUAAUUUUGCGCUUUAGUUCCAUAUUGUUACUUAAUUGAAUUCUCCCCUUCUUCUGAAGUUUUCCAUUUUUUUUUUUUUACUGGAAUCCUAUUUCAAAUGCGGAUUUAAGUCAUUUUUUUGGUUGAAGAAAGAAGGUUAUUUUUGAGAGACAGUGAUGGAGAAAUUGGAAGCGGAGUCAGAUGUGGAGCCUCAGGGUCGCCCUCGUUCUUGCACCUGGCCCCCACUGCCAGAACCCUCCUCGGAUAUGCCCUUGCCUCCUCCUGGCCUGGACCCAGGGCAAAUGCGCAAAGCCAAGAGUUCACGUAGGAAUGCCUGGGGUAACUUGUCCUAUGCUGACCUCAUCACCAAGGCUAUAGAGAGUUCUCCAGAGAGACGCCUGACCCUUUCCCAAAUUUACGAUUGGAUGGUGCGAUUUGUACCUUACUUCAAAGAUAAGGGUGAUAGCAACAGCUCUGCAGGUUGGAAGAAUUCCAUCAGACAUAACCUUUCCUUACAUACACGCUUUAUCCGUGUUCAGAAUGAGGGAACAGGCAAGAGUUCUUGGUGGAUGUUAAACCCAGAAGGUGGAAAGACAGGGAAGACACCAAGGAGGAGAGCUGCAUCUAUGGACAGCACAAGUGGAAAAUUUCUAAGAAUAAAAGGCAAAGCUGGGAAGAAGAAGCAGCAGGUGCAGGCUGCACCAGAGCCAACCGGAGAAGGCAGUCCUUCUUCACAGCAAGCAAAGUGGUCUGAAAGUCCAUCUUCCCACAACAGUGAUGACUUUGAGGUGUGGGCUGAAUUCCAUAACAGAGCCAACCCUGUGGCAGGGAACUUGAGUGGAAGACUGUCACCCAUCUUGGGUAAUGAUGAACCAGAUGAACUGGAGGAUGAUGAAGUAACACCCUCUUCACCUCUCAUGUACCCAAGCCCAUCUAGCGCCCUGUCUCCCAGUGCCCGCUGUUCAGUUGAAAUGCCACGACUUGCAGAAAUGAGUGGUAACAUAGGUCUGAGUGAGGGGCUUUCAGACCAUUUGUUAGAUGAACUACAGGAUGGUUAUAAUGUGAACUCUGCUGCUGCCCUCCGUCAACGCAGUCCUGGGUUUUCCUUCACCUCUAAGUGUCCAACUGCAAACAACACCUCUAAUGCUUUUUGUGGCACCAUUUACAGUCAGCCGGCAAUGGGGAUGAUGAGACGGUUGCCAAUGCAGACAAUCCAAGAGAACAAACAAGCUGCCUUCUCUCCUAGCAGUACCUACAGGAAUUCAUCCCUCCAGGACCUCCUCACUGCCAUGUCCUAUGGACAUAAAGAAGGCAUUAUGCAGAGUGAUCCAGGUUUAGCUACUAUUUUGGGGCCACAGCGUAGCCACAGGCAAAACAUGAACAUGAUUAACAGUUGUGACUCAGUACAGGUGCCCUACUCUGCCUCCCUAAUAAAGAGCCACAAUUUGUACCACCCAUCCACUCUUAACCACCACUGCUCUGUUAACAACAGUGCCUUAGUUAGUGUAAGUGGACUGGGGAAUUCUGAAUCAUGUGGCUUGUCAUCAGUUCCACAUCACUCUUACUUCAGUAGUCAAGGUGGGCAUGGAAGUCUACUUGAAGGGCCAUAUCAAGGGGCAUAUCACCACCAUCAUCAUCAUCACCCUCAAAUGUACAAUCAAGACAGAUUUCCUACGGACUUAGACUUAGACAUGUUCAAUGGUACUCUAGAAUGUGAUGUGGAAUCUAUCAUUCUCAAUGACUUCAUGGACAGUGAUGAGAUGGACUUUAAUUUUGACUCUGCCCUGCCACCACAAGGAGGCUUCAGCAUGGCUGCUACAGCACAGCCAGCAAAUCAAAGCUGGGUACAAGGUUAAAUUGUAACUAAGGCCUGUUUGUAAUGUUAGGUUAGAGGCAUUUCCUUCACGGCAAUCAGACAGACCUUUAUCUGACAUAAAUAGAUAUUUGAUUGAUAUACAAUAUUGGUUUGGUUGAACCUUUCUGCUAUGGAAUGGUAAAGUAAUAAAAGGUUAGGUUGUUAUAAUUGUCUCCUGUGAAGUACAAUUAUGGUCUAAAUAUUACAUAUUAUAACACUUAGAAAGUUUACACCCCAUUCACUUCUUAAUAAGAUUUUCAAAAUCAAUCUCCCACAAAAACAAAAGUGUAUGAUUGAGUAUGAGGUUAGCUCCCACUGUAACCAUUCUCACAAAUGGGUUAUACAUUGUAAAAUUAGGGAACAAUCUCCGCUAUUGUACACUAUGUUGAGUGUUCAUUAUGGUGUCUUUAUUUCAAAUAGAGAACAGCAGAGGUUAGAUUCAUUUAUAUCACCAGUUAGUAGCACAACAAUGUUAUCUUGACACUAUUGACUAUUGAUACAUUUUCUGGAUUCCGUAUAUGUUUUUGUAAACAAUCAUGUGUUCUAAACUACAUAUUCCAUAGAAUAUUGUGCUUACAUUCCUGUCUGAUGUUGUUCCAACAAUUCUAAAUAUAGGAAUAUGUCUCACAAAACGGAAUGCUCAACAUCAUCAGUGAGAUGUGUUUGAACAUAUGGAUACACAGCUAUUCACUGAAAUAAUUAAGGGUUAGAGUAAAGCGCACCUUUGUCUGAGAACAAGUUUACCUAAAACUGAGACAGCUGUUUAGUUUAAAGACAGGCUAAAAUGAAGGAACUAGAGUAAUAGAUUUCUUAUUUCUAACUGCAUAUUUCAUACAUCUCUUGGCAUGGUCCAUCCACUACUCUCUAGAAGAGCAUUCCUUCCUGGCCCUUCCUGUUACAUACUCUAGGAGCAUUACAUUUGGGGUUAGAUGAAGAUGAAGUUUUUUUUUUUUUUUAAUAAAUGAACACCUUGUACUUAAAAAACAUAAAAAGAAAAUUAACUUUAAUGAUAGGCCCACAGUUCUAUGAUAUUAUUCUUUCCAGUCUAUGUAAUUUAAUCAAUAUUAUUCUGAAAGUUGGUCAGAGAAAUACAACAUGGCUAAUGAAUCUUUGGUUGUUAUUCUUUCCACAAAACACUUUUGUGGCAAACAAAUAAUGCGUUUCUGUAGAUAGACAUGUAAUUUGGUAGAAAAGGGUCAAUAAGACAAAUGUCAUGGUAGUAAGAACAGAUAUGUGUGGCUAACUAAAGCAACCAAUCAGAAAUUAACUUUUAGCAGAGUGGCUACCUGAUUGGUUGGUUUGGGUCCCAUUAUAUUUAUGCUUUUUGUACCAAACAUAUCUAUGUGUUCUUUUUUAUAUUCAGACUUAGCCAACAUCUAUAGUAAUUCUAUUCAACCGAAAAAAAAGUGUCUUUGAAAGGAAACCAGUUGAACUUCUUAGCAAAGUUGAUUGGCACUGAAGUGCUAGUUUAAAAUAUUUUGCUAUUUAUUGGCAAUUUUUUUUCUAUAUAUGAACAAAAAGGGGAAGGGAUUUCUUGAAAUGCACUUUGUUCUUCCACAGAGCACACAUUGUUUAAAAGGGACCUCCCACAUUUGAAAUUGCAGUAUAGGGCUUUUUUAUUGACUGGAAGCUGCAUAUUGUUUUUUUUUGUAAUAGAACUACAGCAAUUACAAUUGGUAUAUUUGAGAGCUGUAACGUAAAGUAGAGCUUCGAAUUAUCAGAUUGUGAGAGUCAUUUUGUAUCUAUGCUGAAGUCUACCAAAAAUAUCUCACAAGAAGAUAUAGUAUCUCAACACUAUGGGGCUGACACAUUAACUGAUGGUUGUAGAAAUGAGACACAAUCUUGGGGUUACAUUCACUAUAUCUUGGCCAAAAUAUACUGUACUAGGCUCAGAUUUCUGGUCCUGGCGUUAUUUCAGUGAUAUAGCCGAUAGAUUAAAAGAGGCAAAUCGUUUUUAGGCAAAAACACCUUGUUUUUUUCUUUAAAACUAAUUGUCACUUUAAGGGGUAUAUUCAAUUAGGGACGGAUCCAUUCCGACAUGCAUUUGUCGGAAUGGAUCCGACAACCCCUAUUCAAUCCCAUCUCAAUUCGAAUUGAGAUGAGACCUGUGAGCGGAGGAGAGGGAGGAGACCAGCGGGGACAGUCGCAGGCAGACAGAGGAAAGCAGCGCUACAGCAGCGCUGCAGAAGGAAGUCUCACAGCCGCCAGACCUCACGGCAGUGUCCACCCGGGUACAGCAAGCGUGACCUCACUUGCUGGAGCCGGGUGGACGCUUCUGUGAUCGGCUGUGACACAUCCUCCUGCAGCUCUGUGCUGUAGCGCUGGUCUCCCCUGUAUGCCUGCGGCUCUCCCCCCUCUCCUCCUGUAAGGUCCCUCAUCUCAGUCCGACACUUUUUUAUGUCGGGUUGAGAUUGUCGGAAACGGGGCCAAAUCCUGUCGAAUUUGGCCCCGUUUCCCUCAAAAGUACGUGAAUCGGCAGCUAUACCACCGAUUCACAUACUAUUCGACAAGUCGAAUUCCCCGACUUGUCGAAUAAAAACAGCUGUGAUUGAAUAGGUCGAAUCACGAUUCGACCUUAAAAAGUCGAAAACUUUUCGACAGACGGCAGCUUUCGACCCUAAUUGAAUAUACCCCUAAAUCUAGUGGCUACUUUACAUCACUGCAAUCGCAGCAGGAGGUGCAAAUCAAAGUUUUUUUACAUUUGGGCCCUUCUGUUCCUGUACCAUGACAGAUUUGGAAUACAGUAUGUAUGUAUCUGUAAUGCUGCCUUUAAUUUGCACACCUAGCACCUUCAGUUCCAUAAAAUAAACAGCAACUUUUACGAUAGCUUAAAAUUUAAAUUACCCAUUAAGCCAACAUUAUUGGAUAAAUGUACCUAUUUACUUAUGCAGCCAAAUUAAAUGAUACAUUACCUGCUAAUUCCUAAAGUGGAGUUUAACUUCAUAUUUGUUGUCUUUACUUAUCUGAAGUUAGACACUCUGGUGAAAUAUGUAUUCUAUACAUACAUAUAAAUAUAUACUCUAAAUCACAACGUUAAUAAAUGUAAUAUUUAGAUUAAUGAAAACAAAGUAAAAAUAACCCUACUAUACUGUCCCUUUAGAAUGUUAUAUUUAUUUAUUAAUGUAAUCUAUUAACUAUCAAUUGAGCAUUGCAAACAUGCAGAUAUCUUACAAUUAAAUUAUAUAUAUAUCUGUAGAUUAACAGGGAUGUAAUCAUGUUACUGGCGGUCGGGAUCCCGCCAGUCAGUAUACCGACCCCGGAAUCCUGACCACUGGAAAUCUCGACAGUUGGCAUGCUGCCUAACAGGGACUAUUCCUACUCUUGGGUGUCCAUGUGUCCGCAAGGGACUUUAUUUUGCUCGCCCCCCCCCCCCCCCCCCCAUGCUGACUAUCCCCCUAUCCCGACCGCCGGUCACCCGAUCCCAACCUGUUUAAAACAACUAUUAAUUUCCAGAGCACCAGUAGAAUGGAUAACAAUAAAGCAACAAUCUCCUGGCAUGUGGAAAACUGCCGCAACCAGCUAUUAUAUUCAUUUGGCCCCUCCCUCUUAGCAGGCUGGUCUAAAAAAAGGAAUUUAUCCUGGAUUCAAAUAAGCAUUUCCAUCUGCCAAUAAACAUUAUAUGGGAAGCACUCAUUCACCAAUUUUUACUUAACUUGUCCCAUUUGUAUUGUUCUCUUGUGAAAAAUCAUAUUUCACAGAUCUAUUCUGCAAGAGACUUUCCUAAUGAAUCGGUUUAUUAUGCAUGGGAUGUGACCUAGAAGAAGCAAAUAAUUAAUUUACAGAGCUGACAAUCAGAUAGGUCAUAUUUUAUUGCAUUAGAGACCUUCUUGCUGAACUAGGAUAGCAUUCCAGCAUAUUCCCAAUUACCCUUACUAAUACAUUGUGAAAUAAUUAUUGAUAACAUAUCUGGUAAUAUUGUUCUAGUAGUGUUCAGCAGCCACUGCCAUUUCACCUACAAUCCAUACAGCUGCUGUAAUGUCCAGUUUUAAACUGAUUUUGAAUUUUAAAAUGAGCAUUUAAAGAUGAACAACAAACAGGGUCUCGGGAAACAUGAUUUGCAAAACUCUUAUUACAAAGGCCCCUCUGCUCUCUGGAAUCAUAGUCGUGUGUCAGUGCUGUCCAAACAUUUAUGAAGAGGGUCGUAUACAUAUUAAAAUGUUGCUCACAAGACAAAUGUUAAUUACAAAAAUGUCAUCAAGUAGAAUCUAUGGAAGAAGUCAGGGAGGGUGAGGGCUACCUAAAAAUAAAAUAAAAUACCCCUAGAAAGCUACAUACAGCCCAUAUGAUUCUAACAAGAAAACCCGAAUAUAUUUUUUGCAAAUUGCCAAUCUACUCCGAUAAACAGAUUAAAGUACAGAAAUGAGGGAAUUUAAUAAUGUAUUUUGUGAUAGGUUUCCCCUCUUUUUUUUUUUUUUUUUUUAGCAAACCCAAUAUACUGUACUGUAUGUACUAUUGUGUCACUUCUUAUAUUUUGUAUGUGUAUACUUGUAGACUGGCGAUUGGAUUGUCAUGACUUUUUUCCCCUCCAUCCUUAAUGUCCUUAAUGUGCGCUCUGAUUGGCAUUUAGAAGUGUAACAAUGGUAUGUGUCCCAAAUCUGAAAUCAUGGAGCCAUUUUUUUACCUGUUUGAAAAAUAUCCAUGUUAUUCCCAUGGGAGAGAAUAACGUCUAUAGUAUGUUAAAUGAAUACAAUUUAAGGAUAUUCAACUUUUCAGUUUAAACUGGAGAUGUAUUAAGCCUUUGAGAGAGCUAUAAUAGAGAACCAAUCAGCUUCUGUCAUUCAUCUAUAACAAUCUAUGAAAUGUCAGUUAGAAGCUCAUUGGUUGAUACAGUAUGUACAAUCUCUCCAUUUUAUCUCUCUCAAAGGUUUGCUACUGUACAUCUUCCCCUUAGAAAAAAAACCUAAUCUAUACUACCUACACCUGGUUUUAAGCAAUGUGAUUCUAAUCCUGAAGGGUCUGAGGCUUACUGAUUUCCUGUAUAAUGUGGCUGUUUACAUGUUUCUUUGUUUUAUUUAAUUUCAUGAACAGAAUUUAAUAUAUACAGAACCGUGUACAUAGAGAAAAUAUAUUAGGAAUAUUUUUUAUUUUAUUUUAUGUGUCCUGUUGUUUUUUUAUGGACUCAGAACAUUUUAAUCUCAGUUUGUAUGGACUGUUAUUUUUUUAUGGCCUCUGUAAUAAUAAUGGAGGUCUUGCCAUUAUGAUAAUGGUAGAGUGGUAUCAUUCAACAUGGUGUAGGCAGGAAAAUAAUGCAAGAAGGGCAUAAGCUUGAAAUGUAAUUUUUGUAAUGCCUUCCACUGUGGAAGUAAACUGGUGGAGGGUAGGUUCUAAGGAUUGUGGCUAUUAGGGAAGGGAGGAACCUACAAGGCUAACUCCGAUAGUGCCUUAUUGCACCUGGAAAUGCCAUGUAGUAUCUCACAGUUAUAAAAAUGUCUUCUGUAAAUGGACACACCUCCCUGUUUGAUUAUACUGAAUAUCUAGACUCUGUUCAUGAACAACUGCUGCUCUGUAUAAUGGUUAUGAGUAUCCAGAUAUCAGUUCACUAUGCAGUGUACUGAUGCUCAGUAUCACUAUACAUCGGUUUACUUUGCCCAUGUGGUUCCCCCCUUGUCCACCUCACUGCAGUGUAAAGCGAUUGUAAUGUUUUUGGGUGUGUUGUUGUAGUGUGUGAAUCUUCAGAUGUAACAUAAACCUGUGUAUACUGACUGUACAGAAUAUUUUCAGGAAUAAAAUUGUUUUAAAUAUUGUA